Molecule: messenger RNA, 1038 nt
Organism: Trichoplax adhaerens
Lineage: Eukaryota; Metazoa; Placozoa; Uniplacotomia; Trichoplacea; Trichoplacidae
Exons: 10
Coding region: 1-1038 (345 amino acids)
Biological process (GO): post-Golgi vesicle-mediated transport
Cellular component (GO): periciliary membrane compartment; cilium
Molecular function (GO): GTPase activator activity
Source: RefSeq, a predicted model, not a curated record
AUGGGUUGUUUUGGAUCGAAAUAUGGAAAUGAGCGUGCUCUUGCACACGAAGAACCCAAAGUGUACAGUUGGGAUCGACGAGAACGCGUAGACCCUAAAGAUUAUACCUUGCAAAAUCUAUCGGGCGAAACUGUUGGUCGACUCCCAGGCGAAGUAAAAGGGCAGCAGUUUAUCAUUGAUAACUGCAAGGACUGUAAUAUUUAUAUAUUCGAUCAUUCAGCAACUAUUACUGUUGACGACUGUACUAAUUGUCGUAUUUUUCUCGGACCUAUUCAAGGAAGCGUCUUUAUUCGUGAUUGCACUGAUUGCCAGAUUGCCCUUGCAUGUCAGCAAUUCAGGACUCGAGACUGUAAGAAAUUGGAUAUUUUCUUACACUGUGUUACGCAGCCAAUCAUAGAAGCAACAACUGCAAUUCGAUUUGGUUGUUUUCAAUACUAUUAUAAAGAAUUGAAAGAUCAGUUUGCUGCUGCCAAGCUAAGUGUAUUUAGUAAUAAUUGGAGCAAUAUACACGAUUUUACCCCUGUUGCUGGUGAAAACAAUUGGAUGUUAAUACCUGAGAACCCAGCUGUAGAUGAUUAUUUACCACGUCCGUCGUCCGAUAAAUUUAUGACUAUGGAUAUCUCGACCACAAUUAAAGAUAGUGUUGUACCAAUUACUACGGGAUGCAGAAGAAAGUUAUCUUCAAACUCUUGUUUAGUAGCAUUCUUUGCCGAUGCUAUUGCCAGUGAUGCUCCUUUGAAAUAUGUAAAGCAACUGCAGCAAGAGACCAACUGUACUGUCGUACAAACAAAGCAAUUAUCUAUGAAACCAGAAGACUCUAUGCGCGUUUUUUAUACCGAACGUUAUAAUGAUGAAGUCUUAAAAGGGGAUAUUAUCGGCGUAGAGGUCAACGGAGACAACGUUUUGGAAUUGAGUAGGCAAUUAUUAGAAAGGUGCUGUAUGGGUAACUUGUAUUACUUAUCGGAUAGUGCAAGUGCAGGAAAUCAAGAUAUUGAUGCGUUCUUUAAUUUCAAUGACGUUGGCAUGGGUGGCCUAUAA